ACCAAACUCAGUCCGCAAUCCCCGCAAUAACCAGAUCUCCCCACACUCAUCCUCGGCUAGCAAUGGAGGUCUCAAGCACCGCCGCCGCCGCAUCGAAGGGGAAGAAGGGCGCCGCCGGGCGCAAGGCCGGCGGGCCCAGGAAGAAGUCCGUCACGCGGUCGGUGAAGGCGGGGCUCCAGUUCCCCGUCGGCCGCGUGGGCCGCUACCUCAAGAAGGGCCGGUACGCGCAGCGCGUCGGCACCGGCGCCCCCGUCUACCUCACCGCCGUCCUCGAGUACCUCGCCGCCGAGGUCCUCGAGCUCGCCGGCAACGCCGCCAAGGACAACAAGAAGUCCCGCAUCAUCCCGAGGCACCUGCUGCUCGCCGUCAGGAACGACGAGGAGCUCGGGAAGCUGCUUGCCGGGGUCACCAUCGCCCACGGCGGCGUGCUGCCCAAGAUCAACCCGGUGCUGCUCCCCAAGAAGACGGCCCAGAAGGAGCCCAAGUCGCCCAAGAAGGCUGCCAAGUCCCCCAAGAAGGCUUAGAAGCAAUCCUCCUUGGCUGUCUUUAGGCUGUGUACUAGUGCUAGGUGUUUGGCGACUGUUGUCGAUGCAAUGUUCUGAACCAUGUUGCUAUGAAAAAAUAUAGGGUCAGAAGUCUCUCUGACCUGCCUAAUUUCUCUCA
This is a messenger RNA of Lolium perenne, 663 nucleotides long. RefSeq names its product histone H2A-like. Gene Ontology annotation, cellular component: nucleosome. Lineage: Eukaryota; Viridiplantae; Streptophyta; Magnoliopsida; Poales; Poaceae. Gene Ontology annotation, molecular function: protein heterodimerization activity; DNA binding; structural constituent of chromatin. The record is from RefSeq and is a predicted model, not a curated record.